Messenger RNA from Fraxinus pennsylvanica, 504 nucleotides. Lineage: Eukaryota; Viridiplantae; Streptophyta; Magnoliopsida; Lamiales; Oleaceae. The record is from the annotation of a GenBank genome assembly.
AUGGCAGCGGUGGCAGCUUCCACUUCCACGGCGGCGACCGCCGUCUUGACGCACCGUCUCCGCACCACCAAAUCCAACCAAUUCUCUGCCUUGCCUUAUCUUCCAACCCGUUUCUCUGCACCGGUCUUUUCCACUUCAUUCAAGCACCUUUCAGAGUUGAGGAGGUCUUCUCUGCUUCAAAUCAAAGCCUCUUCAUCAGACGAGACAUCUACCCCCGUUGAUGCUAAUGAAUUAUUUACAGACCUAAAAGAAAAGUGGGAUGCUGUACAAAACAAGUCGACCGUACUUCUCUAUGGAGGUGGUGCAAUUGUUGCGGUUUGGCUUGCUUCCACCGUAGUUGGUGCAAUAAACUCAGUCCCUUUGCUUCCAAAGAUUAUGGAACUCAUCGGGCUUGGAUACACCGGGUGGUUUGUGUACCGUUACCUUCUUUUCAAGUCUAGUAGAAAAGAACUGGCAACAGACAUUGAAGCAAUAAAGAAGAAGAUUGCUGGAACUGCUGAAUAA